UUGGUGACAGUGCAUGUGUCAUUAUAAUAUUAUGUGUUAUUUUUUUGAAGUGAUUUUGCAAGCUUGUUUCGUCACUUUUUCGACAACGUAAACCACAAUAAAAAGAAUGUGUGGGUAAUUAUCACACUCUACCAGCAGGCAGGAUGAUCACCCCAUUUGUAGAGGGCUGGGACUUUGUGCAGACGUUAGGCGAGGGGGCAUAUGGCGAAGUGAAACUAGCUGUCAACCAAAGCACUCAGGAGGCUGUGGCAGUUAAAAUAUUAAGUCUUGAUAAAGCACAGGGUGCUGCAGAAAACGUCAGAAAGGAGGUAUGCAUUCAUAGGAUGUUGAACGAUGAGCACAUUGUAAGGUUUUACGGCUCGCGUAAAGAAGGAACCAUUCAGUACCUCUUCCUGGAAUACAUGAGUGGGGGAGAACUGUUUGACAGAAUCGAACCCGAUGAAGGAAUGUCACCUGCGCAGGCUCACCGAUACUUCGGUCAAUUGAUGGGCGGAGUCGAAUACCUCCAUAUGAAGGGGGUCACUCACAGAGAUCUGAAGCCAGAAAACCUGCUCUUGAAUGAUAAUGAUAACUUAAAGAUAUCAGACUUUGGUCUUGCCACUGUCUUCAGACAUCAGGGUAAAGAGAGACUUCUUGGGAAAUGUUGCGGUACUCCCCCUUACGUAGCUCCAGAAGUCUUGAAGAAACAGGAGUACCACGCUGAGCCGGCAGACGUCUGGUCCUGUGGAAUCAUCCUAGUUGCUAUGCUAGGCGGAGAGCUUCCCUGGGAUGAGCCUACUUAUAGCUGCCGAGAGUUUUCUGAUUGGCUGGACAAGAAAAUGCACCUAUCACCAUGGAAGAAGAUUGAUCCAUUGCCGUUAGCAUUGCUACGGAAAAUCCUCUGUGAGUCCCCGCCAAAGAGAUGUACAUUAGUGACCAUGAAGAAAGACAGGUGGUUCAGUGGAAAAAUGCAAACACACAGACUACCGUCCAGCUCACCUACCUCAUCAGGGUCCUUCAAGAGGAUAUGCUCGGGGAACGAUCUAUCGCCAACCUCCAACAUCAGAAGAGAAAGCCCGGCCCCUUUCUCCAGCUCCCAGCCUAUUCCUCAUUUACUCCACCACGACCCCCAAGUGCCAGAGACGACCAAAGAAUCAGUUGAAGAACUCAUCCAUGGAGUGAGUUUUUCUCAACCCGUCCACAUUGACUCAAUGUUACUGAGUAGUCAAAUACAAAGCACACCAGGAAGCUCACAGACCCCAAUGCAGAGAUUUGUCAAACGGAUGACCAGGGUAUUCACAAAUCUCAAAUCAGAUGAUGCAAUCAAGAAGCUGACUGCUGUGCUGGAGAAAAUGGGCUACAAUUGGAAGAAGACAACGGCUCGACAGGUGACCAUCACAUCGCUAGACCGGCGAAAGAAUCAGUUAAUCUUCAAAGCACAUUUGCACGACAUGGACGACAAAGUUCUCAUAGAUUUCAGAUUGUCAAAGGGAGAUGGUCUGGAGUUCAAGCGACACUUCAUGAAGAUUAAAGCAAAGCUGGCACACAUCACCACGAAAGUACCGCCGCUCACCCCUUUUGUCUAAAUGGACUAGGCUACAAGGGGUCAUGAUGAGACUUCACCGCCAUGAAGGAAUCAGUAUUAUCAGCAACUCAACAUUAUUUUUUGAAUAAUCCUCUAUCGCUGCGAUCAAACUAUUGAAACGUUUUCAAACAACUAUCUUGAACAUCUGACGUCUCACUUUGAGGCUCAUGAAUAACGCCAGAUGCCUGCCAGUCUGGACGAGGUACCUGCCAGUCUGGACGCUGCCAGAGGUACCUUUGUCCUCCCAUUCAUUACACAUGAAGAUUCGCAGUUAAUUCACACAUAGAUGUAGACCUACACAUACUGAAAAGUGAAUAAAACAAUGCUGCAUUCAGACAAUUGGAAGUGCAACCUGAAACAAAAAAUUACCUUGGACCAAUCAAUCCACAGAUAUGUUCCCGGUGUUCCUGGCUGUGGCUGUUGUAUGCGCCGUAGCACCUUGUAAACCCUUAUAAGGUGCUACAUAAUUGGG
Molecule: messenger RNA, 2036 nt
Organism: Asterias rubens (European starfish)
Lineage: Eukaryota; Metazoa; Echinodermata; Asteroidea; Forcipulatida; Asteriidae
Product: serine/threonine-protein kinase Chk1-like
Exons: 13
Coding region: 144-1565 (473 amino acids)
Biological process (GO): protein phosphorylation; DNA damage checkpoint signaling
Cellular component (GO): nucleus
Molecular function (GO): ATP binding; protein serine/threonine kinase activity
Source: RefSeq, a predicted model, not a curated record